This is a messenger RNA of Brienomyrus brachyistius, 4152 nucleotides long. RefSeq names its product cleavage and polyadenylation specificity factor subunit 6-like. Gene Ontology annotation, biological process: mRNA alternative polyadenylation. Lineage: Eukaryota; Metazoa; Chordata; Actinopteri; Osteoglossiformes; Mormyridae. The record is from RefSeq and is a predicted model, not a curated record. Gene Ontology annotation, molecular function: mRNA binding. Gene Ontology annotation, cellular component: mRNA cleavage and polyadenylation specificity factor complex.
UCUGUUUCCGCCAGAAGGAGGAGGAGGCUGAAUGGAAAAUGGCGGACGGCGUAGACCAUAUCGACAUCUACGCCGAUGUGGAAGAGGAGUUUAACCAGGAGUCCGACUACAACGUCCAUGAGCAGAUAGACCUGUACGAUGAUGUCAUCUCACCCUCCGCCAACAACGGCGAUGCCCCAGAAGACCGGGACUACAUGGACAGUCUCCCCCCACCUGUAGGUGGCGAUGGAGGCAAAGGGGCUCCAUCCAAUGUGGUCUACACCUACACUGGGAAGCGUGUUGCCCUAUACAUUGGCAACCUCACCUGGUGGACGACAGAUGAGGACCUGACUGAAGGGAUUCGCUCGUUGGGCGUAAAUGACGUGCUGGAGAUCAAGUUCUUUGAAAACCGGGCGAACGGCCAGUCCAAAGGGUUUGCCCUAGUCUGUGUGGGCUCUGAGGCCUCCUCAAGGAAGCUGCUGGAACUCCUCCCCAAACGGGAGCUUCAUGGCCAGAACCCCCUCGUCACGCCAUGCAACAAGCAGUCGCUCAGCCAAUUCGAGAUGCAGUCCAGAAAAAGCACGCAGUCAGGACAGAUGUCUGGAGAGGGCAAGGCGGGUCCCCCAGGUGGAGGUCCUCGUGGUGGGUUCCCCCUGGGUCGUGGCAGGGGACGCUUCCCAGGCCCCGUUGGGCCACCUGGAGACCGCUUUCCAGGGCCCAUAGGACAUGGGGGCCCCCCUCUCCAUUUUCCAGGUCUGCCGGGUCCCCCACGGCCUCCAAGUGGCCCACCGGGGCCUCCAGGCCCUCCUGGGCCCCCACCUCCUGGACAGGGCCUCCCACCUCCUGUGUCUGGCCCCCCAAGUCGGGGUGACCGCCCCAUGCCCCCAGUCCUAUUCCCGGGCCAAUUUGGCCAGCCACCUUUAGGUCCUCUUCCUCCAGGCCCCCCACCUCCUGUUCCAGGCUAUGGGCCUCCGCCAGGUCCCCCCCCCCCACAGCAAGGCCCGCCUCCCCCAGGACCCUACCCUCCAAGGCCCCCUGGCCCCAUCGGCCCACCCCUUGGCCUGGCUCCCCCACCACACAUGGGUGGCCCUCCCCCCGGUGGCCCCCCCCCAGCCCCUCACGUCAAUCCGGCAUUCUUCCCUCCACCCGGCAACGGUGCCAUGCCGUCAUCUGACAGUCGCGGGCCCCCUCCUAAUGACCCCUAUGGCCGCCCCCCACCGUACGACAGAGGAGACUUCGGCCCCGGUGGCAGGGAGAUGGACACGGCUCGAGCUCCCCUGAGCGACGCUGAGUUUGAGGAGAUCAUGAACCGCAACCGGGCGAUAUCCAGCAGCGCCAUCUCCAGGGCGGUAUCGGACGCCAGCGCAGCUGAUUACGGCAGUGCCAUCGAGACCCUGGUCACGGCCAUUUCCCUCAUCAAGCAGUCCAAGGUGUCGGCAGACGAUCGCUGCAAAGUGCUGAUAAGCUCCCUGCAGGAUUGCCUGCACGGCAUCGAGUCCAAAUCCUAUGGUUCUGCUUCCAGACGGGAGAGGUCUAGGGAGAGGGACCACAGCCGCUCGCGGGAGAAGAGCCGCCGGCACAAGUCGCGGAGCCGAGAGCGGCACGAGGAUUACUACCGCGAGCGCAGUCGCGAUCGCGAGAGACACCGGGACCGGGACCGAGACCGCGAGAGGGACAGAGACCGCGAGAGGGAGUACCGCCACCGUUAGCGAAGUUGGAGGGAGGAUCAGGGACUGCAGUGUCAGCGUGGUCGUUUGGGGACGGACCGUCACCGACCAUCUCUUCUCCGCCUUGGAGGGACCGGCCUCCACGUCCACAGCUAUGACGGACGCAUCAACAGAUCAGCUCAGAAAGCGAAACCUGCAAUUGUGAUCAACCUGAUCGAUUUAUUUUUACGAUGCUUUCUGAGUUUAUUUGGUAUAUUAUUAAAAGAAAAAAACCAGUGUGAUUGAAUGUUACUGAUUUUCCAAAAUAAGAUGCGUGCUCUGUACACAAAAAAAAACCUUUUUAACAGAUGUUUAAUUUUCUGUAGAUAAUUGUCUUACUGUUUUUACAGGUUUUGUGUUUUUUUUUUUUUUCCCUUCAGGUAAUGUCUGUAGUGUCAAGGCUUUUUACGAUAGACUUAGUGUUGUAAUAAACUGUUUACUGGGACCGAAUGAUCCAUAUUUCUCCCGGUUUCUUUGCAUCCCGCAACUGCCUUGGUCUUCUUUCCAUUUGCAUUAAAUGUAGAUGAUGUCAAUGAAUUUAAAUGCAUCCCACUGAUUGCUUGAUUUGAGCCUCUAGCAGUUUUUUUUUUUUUAAUAAAGUAUUUUUUCACAGUAAUGUGGGUAAAGAAAAUUUCGUUUUAAAUAUGUUUUAAAGUGGCUUUGUAAACAUGAGGGUGGCACUCAGUGUCGGUCUGGCAAUUUGGUAUUCCAGUGAAAUGCUUUGCGAUUGGAUGGCCGCACUGUUUCGUUUUGUUUGUUCGCAGUGUUUUUUUCCACACUUGUUUGUUGGAACGAAUCGUAUAGACAUGCGUGUGUGUGUCUGUAUGCAUGCAUGCACGUUCAGAGUCGUUGUCUCCGUAAUUGCUGAUGACGUUUGAGCUGAGCCAUACAUUGUACAUUUUUGGUUUAUUUCUUAGCUAGAUUAAUUUCCUACAUGUCCUGUCCACUCAUUGAACAGCAGAGCCUGCUUUUACAGUUGAUCGGAGGCGAAACCGAUAUGGUUAUCAAAUGAACUGUAUGUGGGCAGAGAUUAAUGUAUCAUUUAUGCAUGCUGUGUUUUCAUGGUAGAUUUACCACUGUUGUGGCUUCGCUGCCAUGUAAAAAUGUCACAACGUACAGAAAAUGAGAAUGGAUUUAGGUUACCUCUACUGUUAAAUUUUUUUAUUUUUUUUUUGCUAAGAACAGUUUCACUGAGAAAUUGUCUAAACUUUUUCACUGUGUGUCUUUUUGGGUCCCUGUGGCAAAGUGACUUCCUGUCUCCCUGUUGAGGAUGGUUGUGAGGCAGAAACGGUUUUCAUUGGGCUUCUGGACCCAAGGUCCUGGAAGCUUGGUGCUUUGCUCUCAUGGGGUCAGAGAAAAUGCUAUGUUUAAGAGGAACUGUCUUAAUCCACUCUGCAUUUGGUUCCUGUAUAAAAUCUGCCAUAGGUUCUUACGACCUUUUCUGUCAAGUAUGUUUGUUUCUGAAUGGAUCGAUUGAUUGUUUGGUCUACAAACUGCUGAAUUUCAUCACUAUGCAAAUCUGAGUAUGGCUGUGCAAAUUAUUCCUCUGAAAAUAUGUUUAAAGUUUUUAAAGGAUAAAAGCUGCAGAGCUCACUUGUAGGCUAAGCCCAAAGCUGCCAAUAUUUAAAAUGAAGUUUAUGGGAUAUGGCAAAGGCAGUCAGUUGUGGUCUGUUCGCAUUAGCCUGAAUACUCUUGUUUGUUGCAGUCUGUACAGGAGUUCCAGUACAUGUUGGUUGAGUCACUUUUAUUUUUUCCAGUCUUUUGACCGUGGCGCCCAGGUAAGUCAGUUUGAGCUUUAAAAAUUCAUACUGAGACAUUUUUCUUGGAUCUAAUCAAAACAAUCGUUUUUAUCUUUCUGUUUGAGGGCUUCGGAAACAUAUAAAUUUCACAAAUAUUUUCUGAAGCCCCCCAGGACCGAGAUUUGUUACUCCAUAACUUCUCUUCCAAGGCAUCACUCGGCUAACCACAUAAGUGACGCGAAGCUGCAAUGCCGGAGUUGUGAAUUCUUUGCUCUUUCAGGCUCUUCAGAACGUGCAGUUCGGCGAGAGGUAAGUCCCACCGCAGCCCCUCAGAAAAUGACGCCCAGUUGGUCGCUACCAUCCUGAUAAGUCAAACCCAAAAGUUUAUCUAAUCAUGUUGUGCGUGCAAGGUUCAAAUCAAGCCUGAUAGCUGCACGUUAAUCUGCUACUCUUUACAUGUAAUGUAAAUUUCAUCACCAUAAUAUGGAGCAUGGAAAUCAGUUUGGAUUUCUGGUUUAAGAUUUAUGUAUAGAAUCUUAAUCAUAAGUGAAUUUUAGUCCUUAAGCCUAAUCAAAUUUCAGUAGUGGAUGAUAUAGAAUAUAGCAGACUGACUGCGUUUUCCCUACUUUCCUUCCCAAGUAAUUAUGUUAUCUUUUGUAGUGGUGCAGUCCUGAGCUAAUGUGUGGGCUAUAAAAACCCAUUAAUAAAGUAACGUUUUUCCUACCAAA